AUGGCGUUCGAGAAGAUCAAGGUGGCUAAUCCGAUCGUCGAGAUGGAUGGUGAUGAAAUGACCAGGGUUAUCUGGAAGUCCAUCAAGGAUAAGCUUAUUACCCCUUUCGUGGAGUUGGAUAUCAAGUACUUCGACCUUGGACUUCCUCACCGUGAUGCUACGGAUGACAAAGUUACUGUUGAGAGUGCUGAAGCCACCAAAAAGUAUAAUGUGGCGAUCAAGUGUGCCACCAUCACUCCAGAUGAAGGCCGUGUCACGGAAUUUGGCUUGAAGCAGAUGUGGAGGAGUCCAAAUGGAACCAUCAGGAAUAUUCUGAAUGGAACUGUAUUUAGAGAACCAAUCAUUUGCAAAAAUGUUCCCAAGCUUGUCCCAGGCUGGACAAAGCCCAUCUGCAUCGGAAGACAUGCUUUCGGUGAUCAGUAUCGUGCAACUGAUGCUGUGAUCAAGGGACCAGGAAAACUGACUAUGGUUUUUGAGGGAAAAGAUGGGAAGACUGAAACUGAAGUCUUUACCUUUACCGGUGAAGGUGGUGUUGCUAUGGCCAUGUACAACACUGAUGAGUCCAUUCGUGCUUUUGCUGAUGCAUCGAUGAACACUGCUUAUGAGAAGAAGUGGCCACUUUAUCUUAGCACCAAGAACACCAUUCUUAAGAAAUACGAUGGCAGAUUCAAAGACAUCUUCCAAGAAGUCUAUGAAGCUAGCUGGAAAUCAAAGUAUGAUGCUGCUGGAAUCUGGUAUGAGCACCGUCUCAUCGAUGAUAUGGUUGCUUACGCUCUUAAGAGCGAAGGAGGCUACGUGUGGGCAUGCAAGAACUACGAUGGUGAUGUCCAAAGUGAUUUCUUGGCUCAAGGGUUCGGCUCACUCGGAUUGAUGACAUCGGUUCUGGUGUGUCCCGAUGGGAAGACGAUUGAAGCGGAAGCAGCUCAUGGAACGGUGACUCGUCACUUCAGGGUUCAUCAGAAAGGUGGUGAGACGAGCACAAACAGCAUUGCCUCCAUCUUUGCUUGGACUCGUGGGCUUGCACACAGGGCCAAGCUCGAUGACAACUCGAAACUCCUGGACUUCACCGAGAAGCUCGAAGCUGCUUGUGUUGGUACAGUUGAGUCUGGCAAAAUGACCAAAGAUCUUGCACUCAUCAUUCACGGCUCAAAGCUUUCGAGGGACACUUACCUGAACACGGAAGAGUUCAUCGAUGCGGUUGCGGAUGAGCUCAAAGCAAGGCUCGGCGUCAAAGCUUAA
Messenger RNA from Microthlaspi erraticum, 1239 nucleotides. Lineage: Eukaryota; Viridiplantae; Streptophyta; Magnoliopsida; Brassicales; Brassicaceae. The record is from the annotation of a GenBank genome assembly.